AUGUGUUUAAUUCCUGAUAACUCAAUUUUUUGCUGUGGAUAUUAUCCUACUCCUAAAAAGUCUGCUUUUAUUAUUCAACCAAAUAAGAUGCUAAAGCAUGUAGCUGAUACUCCAUUUAGUAUUGGGCUUUCUGGUUCAAUUUAUUAUAAUGAUAGCGUUUAUGUUUUUGGUGGAUCUACAACAAGCGGAAUAUGAAGUGGCGCCUUUAAAUAUUAUUUAUGAGAAGAUAAAUGAGCAAACUUAAAUCCUAUGCCAUUGAAGUCAACAUUUGUUUCAUGCAUUGCUAAAAAUAAUAAGAUUUUACUAUCUGGCAGAGAGCACACAAAAAUCUAUUGCUAUGAUAUUAUUCAAAAUAGUUACAAUGAGUUGCAUAACAUUCAGCAAGGACAGUGAAGAAAGAUUAUAUGUGAAAAUAAUAAAAAUGCUUAUGUAAUAGAAGCAGGUGGACAUAUUUAUGAAGGAAAUCAGGAAUGAAAAGCCUGAAGAACAAUAGGAAAUUCAGGCAUUAUAAGUAAAGAAUUAAUUGGAUGCAAAGUUUUAUGGGAAAACAGCGCUUAUUUUUGUUUUGAAGGGUAUGAUUUAUAUGAGUUUAAUAUGAAGGAAAAAAAAUGCAAAAAGAUAGAUAUUCUUUAUUAG
Messenger RNA from Blepharisma stoltei, 636 nucleotides. NCBI's taxonomy places the organism in Eukaryota, Ciliophora, Heterotrichea, Heterotrichida, Blepharismidae. The record is from the annotation of a GenBank genome assembly.